Parascedosporium putredinis is the source of this 1416-nucleotide messenger RNA. The record is from the annotation of a GenBank genome assembly. NCBI's taxonomy places the organism in Eukaryota, Fungi, Ascomycota, Sordariomycetes, Microascales, Microascaceae.
AUGUCUGACUACGGUGACGAGAUGGAGGUCGAUGUUCCUCCCAUUGUCUCUUCCCUCGGAGAGGGAACCAAGGGAAAGCGAAGUGCAGCUAACCUCCCUGUCGAGGCCGAAGAUAGCCUGCCAUGGGUAGAAAAAUACCGACCGGCCACUCUAUCAGACGUAUCCGGACACCACGAUAUCCUCGCCACCCUAAACAAGUUCACCUCCACCAUUCUCGCCCUCGCGCGCCACAUCUACGGACCGCAAAAUAUGCGCCAGAUGGUGCUCGAGCUGAACGCCUCGGACGACCGAGGCAUCGACGUCGUUCGCGAGCAAAUCAAGACCUUUGCUUCCACCAAGCAAAUCUUCACCAUCGCCCCCACCGCGAGGCCCAGCGGCGCGGGCGGCUCGGCCGCCGGCGCGGGGUUCAAGCUCAUCAUUCUCGACGAGGCCGAUGCCAUGACCAACACGGCGCAGAUGGCUCUCCGCCGCAUCAUGGAAAAGUACACGGUCAACACCAGAUUCUGCAUCAUUGCCAACUACUCCCACAAACUGUCGCCCGCCUUGUUGUCCAGGUGCACUCGUUUCAGGUUCAGCCCGCUCAAGGAAGCCGAUAUCCGGGUGCUGGUGGACAAGGUCAUCGGAGAAGAGAACGUCAAGAUUCUUCCCGAUGCCACCGACGCGCUCGUGAAGCUGAGUAGGGGUGAUAUGCGUCGCGCCCUCAACGUUCUCCAAGCCUGCCACGCUUCAAGCACUCCCUUGCGGCCGAAGAACACCCCAAGCACUAUCAACACUCUCAAGACAGCGCAGGGUCUUGCGCUGGCUGACAUCAUCACUGCAUUGUCCGAGGAGCUGGUCAAGUUGGAGGCCAAGCCCGAAGUCAUGGUCCAAUGGCUCAGUGGGUUGGCGGAAAUCGAGCACAGGAUGGCCGGAGGUGGCUCAGAAGCAGUCCAGACGGGAGCGGUAGUGGGUGUUAUCCGCAACGGCGUGGAGCUGGCACGGAAAACGAGAAACAACCCCCACCAUGCCGGCCUACAACUCCAUGUUCAACGCCGACCCCAACCCGCCCAGGCUAAUAGGCAACUUCCCCUCCUGCCCCUGCGCACCAAGACCCGCGGCCCCGCCUACACCCUUCCCGCCGCGGCCCUGCCUGCCUCCGAGUCCCCCGACCCGGACAGCGAGUCCUACGACAUCCUCGACGAGGUCCUCGCCGUCUUCCGCGCCAACACGUUUUUCCGCAACUUUGAGAUCCAGGGCCCCGCCGACCGCCUCCUCGUCUACGGUAUCUGGUUCGUGAGCGACUGCCUCACCAAGAUCAAGCCGACUGCCUCGGUCCGCGACGCGACCAAGGAUGUUACGAACCUGGCGCUGGACCUCAACUUUGCCAUUCCCGGCGAUCCGGGCUGGCCUCUAAACCAGAUGUACGAACCCCCGUGA